CUCACCCAGCUCAAGUCCAGAUUUUGUCGUAAGGAUGGACUAAUAUCAGUGCAAAAUCCCUGAUUCACCGACCCCAACCCGCCGUCUCCGCGUCUAGACCUCGUUCUUCCCGUACAGGUCCUCCAGCGAGACUUACCCACCCUGCUCUAGCGAACUGUCCGUUGGCCAUGAUGCGAGCUACUGCAGGAACCUCUCAGACAAACAUACCCCUUCUCGAAUCAGACCGACUACUGUUUAAUUUCCGCUCGCAAGGGCCGUGUGCCAGUCAUUAAUUAAUAUAUUUUGGGCACGUGUGCACUACUUCAGGGUGAACCUUUGCACCCUGUUCUUUGUCAUUGGAAACCAUAUCCUCCACGCUGCGCGACUAUACGAGAGAUCUUAACCCUGAAUAGAAACAUUAUAUUGGUCCGAAAUGCCUGGGUUACCAGCUAGUAUCGACCUCGACGAGUGCAUUGAGAGACUCUACCGGAAAGAGUUGUUGGCAGACUCGGUGAUCGAAGCAAUAUGCGCCAAAGCGAAGGAAUUGUUGAUGAAGGAGAGCAAUGUAGUCCAUAUUGCGGCUCCGGUCACUGUGGUCGGCGAUAUCCACGGACAAUUCUUCGAUAUGAUCGAGAUAUUUAAAAUCGGCGGCUUCUGUCCGAACACAAAUUACUUGUUUCUGGGCGACUACGUGGAUCGUGGAUUGUUCAGCGUGGAGACAAUCUCCCUUCUCGUGUGCUUGAAACUUCGAUACCCCCAGCGCGUUCAUCUCAUCCGAGGCAAUCACGAGUCGCGCGGCGUGACGCAGUCGUAUGGAUUCUAUACCGAGUGCGCGCGAAAAUACGGCAAUGCCAAUGUAUGGCAUUAUUUCACCGAUAUGUUCGAUUUCUUGACCCUAAGUGUGGUCAUUAAUGACCAGAUCUUCUGUGUGCACGGCGGUCUUUCCCCGUCCAUUCAUUCUAUUGAUCAAAUUAAAAUUAUCGAUCGGUUCCGCGAAAUCCCGCACGAGGGCCCCAUGGCCGAUCUCGUUUGGUCGGAUCCCGAUACUGAGCGGGAUGAAUUCUCCCUGUCGCCCCGCGGAGCGGGCUAUACCUUCGGUGCUCAGGUCGUUCGCAAGUUCCUCGAGGUCAACAGCAUGUCGCAUAUCCUCCGGGCCCACCAGCUGUGCCAAGAAGGAUACCAGGUACUCUAUGAUGACCGGCUCAGUACAGUCUGGAGUGCGCCAAACUACUGCUACCGGUGCGGGAACCUAGCUAGUGUGCUGGAGGUGAGCGACACGGGCGAGCGGUAUUUCAACAUCUUCGACGCGGCGCCGGAGAAUGACAUCCAUCGCGGCGAACAACAGGCGCAGCAGAACAAGGACGGCCAAAGCCCUGUGAUUGACUACUUUCUGUGAUACCCUUGCUUUUUGUCUUUUCUUCUUGCUUCUCCUUGCUUCUUUCCUACUUGUCUUGUUACUCCUUCCCUAUAUCAUUUACGGAGUUGCUUUUGGGAGUUUGGUAAUGUCACGGCAUUUAUAGACAACAUCCAGGAGCGAUGUCUGGGAUAGAUAGAACCAAGGAACCAAGACACAGUGCGAUUAGGUCUUUA
Aspergillus ibericus CBS 121593 is the source of this 1569-nucleotide messenger RNA. Its product is annotated as serine/threonine-protein phosphatase. The coding region runs from base 413 to 1375 and encodes 320 amino acids. Gene Ontology annotation, biological process: peptidyl-serine dephosphorylation. The transcript is spliced from 3 exons. Lineage: Eukaryota; Fungi; Ascomycota; Eurotiomycetes; Eurotiales; Aspergillaceae. The record is from RefSeq and is a predicted model, not a curated record. Gene Ontology annotation, molecular function: protein serine/threonine phosphatase activity. Gene Ontology annotation, cellular component: FAR/SIP/STRIPAK complex.